Molecule: messenger RNA, 720 nt
Organism: Cyprinus carpio (common carp)
Lineage: Eukaryota; Metazoa; Chordata; Actinopteri; Cypriniformes; Cyprinidae
Product: E3 ubiquitin-protein ligase TRIM39-like
Exons: 2
Coding region: 5-514 (169 amino acids)
Source: RefSeq, a predicted model, not a curated record
GAAGAUGCAGGACAUCGUCCAAAACACUCCUGUGAUUCUGGAUCCAAACACUGCAGAUCCACGUCUCGUCCUGUCUGAUGAUCUGACCAGUGUGAGAUACAGCGAGAACAAACAACCUCUUCCUGAUAAUCCAGAGAGAUUUAGCUGUUAUCCUUGUGUUCUGGGUUCAGAGGGUUUUAACUCAGGAACACACUGCUGGGAUGUGGAGGUUAAAGAGAGUUCAGUCUGGAUUCUUGGAGUAACUACAGCAUCAAACCAGAGGAAGGGAUGGGAUUUCUUUAACACUGAUGUCUGGAGUGUGCAGCACAGAUAUUCUGAUCAGUUUGGUUUUCGUGUUAAACAGGAUCUUGAGCGUGUGAGAGUGUAUCUGGACUAUGACAGAGGAACAGUGUCAUUCUCUGAUCCUGUAACUAACACACAUCUACACACAUUCACAACCACCUUCACUCACACACUCUUUCCUUUCUUCUGGUGUGUUGACUCUCUGAGGAUCUUAUCGUUCAAUAGUCAGUAAAUGUUACUCCUGUAGUUCUGGAUCCACCUGCUUUCAUCUUUUACACUCAUCAUGUGUCCAAUAUUCAGUCCAUAUCACAAUUUCAUUAUUUAAUCAACUUGAGACUAAACCAAUAAUUGUUUAUUUCAGUUAUAGAGGUUAAAUGAUAAAUUUAAUCAUUGAUGUAAAUCAGAGCCUGUGGAUACAUGUUUUCUUACUGAGCUGUU